CCAUUUUGUGUCCCGCACAACCUGCUCAGACGGAGACGAGGAUCCAGCGAAGCUCAAGUGUUAAUGUUAACUGACAUUUCUUAUUUUAAUCUGCGUUUAAAGUCUACAAGAGUUUGGUUUGUAGGUGGCGUUGUUCGCGGUUGUCUGGCUGAGUUGAUUGUCACCGGACGGUUGACAGUCGUGUCGGACUUCAUCUUGUUUACCAUCAACUGUAGCAGAAGAGCUAACGUCGUUAGCUCGGUCGCUAGCCCGCGCAGUGCUAGCGUUAGCUUCGUAACGCUAAAUCUGUGGCGAAAUGGCGGCCAACAAGACACAAUCGGCACCAGCGAGUAACUGGUCUUAUGCUGGUCCUGAUGAUGGCCAGGUUCGCGAAAACCCAGAGUGGGAGAAAGCAAGACAAGCACUAGCAUCCAUUACCAAGAGUCAGAGCGCUGCAAAGGCUACACAAGCCAACCGGACCACAGCAGAGGUCGGUCAGUUCCAGCCAGCAGUGACUGACUCAGUUCCAAUGGCGCUGCAGCCGCAGCCGCAGCAGCAAUACUAUCCGUGGUACCAACAAUCACAGCAGCACUACCCUGGAUACACGUACCCCUAUAACUAUUAUUACCCCAUGGGUCCAUAUGGAGCUGCAUAUCCACCAAACCAGUAUGGUGUACCCCCAGGGCCUUACCCAGGAAGUCCUCUAGCCAAUGGCCAGCCUCCUCCAGUGCCUGGAAUGGAAGACCAGUCCCCUAGCUACCCCUCUCAACCACAACCCCCUCCCCCUGCUACUCCCCAACCUCCCCAGAGCCCAACCACCUCAGAGAAACCCCCUCCCCCUCCAACCCCACCCAUUCCAUCCUCUCCCAACUCCCAGUAUCCCCCCCCUCCAUCACAAAAUGCUUACAGUGCCAAUAACUCCAUGCCAUACCCAUCUGGUGACCCCAACCAAAUGCAACACUAUAAUCAUUCCCAGGGAAGGCCUAACUAUGGCCAGGGCUUCCAACCCCAGAGCACCUAUCAGUCCUCUCAGAGUAACUCUCAGCAGCCAGGCCAGUAUGUACCAGGAUUGGGCAGAGGAGAGGCCAACAAAAACCAAACACAAGGACAACAACUGUGGCAUCGCAUGAAACAGGCACCUGGGGCAGGUAGUCUGAAGUUCAAUAUUCCCAAGAGGCCCUAUCAGGUACAGUGUUCUCCAACGUCCAAUCAGGCUUUCCCUCCAGGCGAGCAGCCCUCAGGAUUAAAUCCAGCUCCGUCCUCCCCAGGUUCUGCCAACGCUGCAUCUGGAGGUGCGCAGACACGGCCCCAGGACUGGCCCCAAGCAAUGAAGGAAUAUGUGCAGCGCUGUUUUACAGCAUGUGAGACAGAGGAAGACAAAGAUCGCACCGAGAAAACGCUGAAGGAAGUCCUGCAGGAUCGAUUAAAGGACGGCUCUGCUUACACCAUUGACUGGAAUCGUGAGCCACUGCCAGAACUAAGAGCCAAGCAGUCUCGUUGGGAAGCUGUCUCUUCCCUGAGGUCCUCAGAUGGCUCAAAUGGCCGUGGUGGAAGUACAGUGGCUGCAUCUUUGAGAGGCAGGGCCGGAGGACAGAGGCUGGGCCACUACAGGAAUAUAUUUUCUCAAAGGAGUCCAUCCUCUAGUUCCUCCCGUUCCUCCUCCCGCUCUCCAUCCCCCUCUCAUGGCCGACACAGGGACCGCAGCAACCAAAGGCAUAGGAGAAGUGAUUCUGGCUCACAAUCAGACAGCAGCAUCUCCAGUGACCUUCGUAGUCAAAUUUCAAGACGAGGUCAGAAAGGAGCCCGUGGUCGUGGUAAUGACCGAGAUAGAGGCAGAGGGGGUGGAGAGAGAGGAAGAGGAAGAGGAGGAAAAGCCAAUAGAGGAAGACGAAACAUGGAAGAAACUGGUGGAAAAAAGAGGAAAGGAGGAAAUGCCGGUCUGGAUUUCCAUGACCCCAACAGAGAAGCCAAGAAACAGAGCAGAGCCGCUCGUUUCCACAAGCAGCUCCGUUUAGAGCCCCUGGUUCUCUCUGUCAAUACAGUAGACCUGCCUAAUGGUACACAGGAGGGCCUGAGCUGGGAGGACUGUCCCAUUGUGGGAACAUGUCAGGACAUCACAAAGCACUACCUGAGGCUCACUUGUGCCCCUGACCCCUCCACUGUGCGCCCUGUGCACGUGCUGAGAAAAUCUCUGCAGGUUGUGAAACUUGACUGGAAAAACAACCAGGACUACACUUACGCCUGUGAGCAGAUGAAGUCCAUACGACAAGACCUCACGGUCCAGGGAGUUAGAACAGACUUCACAGUGGAAGUGUACGAGUGUCAUGCACGUAUUGCUCUCGAAAAGGGAGACCAUGAAGAGUUCAAUCAGUGCCAGACCCAGCUGAAGGCCUUGUACAAGGACCAUCCCUCCGAGAACAUAGGAGAGUUUACGGCAUAUAGGUUGCUGUAUUACAUCUUCACCAAAAACUCUGGCGAUCUGACCACUGAGUUGGUGUACUUGACCCCGACAUUGCAGGCAGAUAAGUGUGUGGCUCAUGCUCUUGCAGUCCGAGCUGCCUGGGCAUUAGGAAACUUUCGCCGUUUCUUUAAGCUCUACCUGGAAGCACCACGAAUGGCCUCAUAUCUCAUUGACAAGUUUGUAGAGAGGGAAAGAAAGGUUGCUCUUCGGGCCUUAUUUAAAUCGUUCAGGCCUGACUUGCCAGUCGAAUAUGUGCAGUCCAGUCUGGGCUUCACUUGUUUAGAUUCCUGUGUGACCUUUCUUACUGGGCUAGGUGUCACCUUCACCCCCUAUGACUCCCAAAAGAUAGACUGUAAAACCAGCACCACAGCUUUGGCUGCCUCCUGAGUGUGUGGGUGGAUUAGCAGAAUGUGGGGAGAACCUCAUGGAUACUUACAUAUUCACUGCACUGCACUUUAGUCACCUUAGUCAGUUCAGAUAAGAUUCAGAUUAACACCUUUACCAGCCCCAUUGAGAAGGAAACAUUCUAACACGCUGCUGAGAGAAUGAGAUUUCAGGAUACAGGGUUAAUUAUCUGACACUCCGAUAAGAACAGUUUCAAACAUGAGGGAGAAUAUUUGCACACUCAAACUAUUGCCAGAUAUUCUGAUUCCCAACUUAACACAAUAAUUGUGAUGCCAGAAAAGUGAAUCAACAGUUCAGAUUUGGAAAAGUCAUGUAGUCUCAGCACUUAGAGGCCAAGAACAAGAUCAGGGUGCCUCCCCCUCCCUCCAUGGUUCCUGUUCCUUUACGGCCAUCAGGUGUCACAGCUAACAGUGUUCUGUUGUGUGUUUUCCUUCCUCAAGUCAACAGCUCCAAGGCCUGAAGAUUCAAGCCAUGUCAAUCAAAAAGGGAAAUGCACAGCUCUUCUUCAAGUCACUUAUCCGGUAAUCUCUUGGUUGAAGUCAAGCCGAUCGUUGAAUCAAGUCAACGUCACAUUAUCCCCUCAGAGACUGUGAGACGGCCAGGUGAGAAGAUGCAGUUUGUCUGCAAGAAGAAGUGGUGGUUUGUAUGUCCUGCCCUGCCUCCCAUUUCCUCCAUGUAUGAUCUGCAACAAGCGGCUCAUCCCGUUCCUUCUCCCCAACACAUGCCAUUUCAAAACGACGGACUGAAGUCUAAAGUCACCAGGUUGUGUUCAGAACUGUUAAACCGCUUGGUCAGUUAUGAAAUGGUAUUCCAGCAUUGGGAAGAAGUCUCAACCUGUUGAGCAUUGACUCUGUAUGAUAAAGGAUACAGGCCAGUGUUCUACAUCAAGGGUGUGUCGUCGCUCCUCCACAUCCUGGAAGCUAAACGCCAUCUCAAGGAUCUAAGCAGCUUGAGGCAGAAAGGAAAACCUGUUUCCAUCAUCCUAGGGUAGAAGCUCCGGUCUGCAUCUGGAAUCCAGCACACCCUGGUCAUCACAGCAGAGUGCACCAGUGAUGACACCUUAACUUCACCAGCUAAGAGCGCCUGGAGGGGAAACGUGCUGCUGCUUCUCAAAGGAGUAACGAGUGGUUUGUAUGCUACAUCUGCUGUUGGUAUUCACAUGGCUGGUAAGAAAAAAGGGACUUCUCUGAAAGGCGAUGGAUGACGACAUCUCUUCUGUGUUUUUUUUUUUUUUAGUAUUGUGUAAAAAUUUUGGAACAGCAAUAUGAAUUAUUCUCUUGAAGAAAAACACUCAUCUUUCAUAAGAAAAUGUCAGACUGAAGAAAAGAUUGAAGGAAGAUCCCAGACUGUUUCAAUGACAUGAUCAAGUAAUUGAAAUCAAAAGACAUUAUUUUUAAACUAUCUGAGCUCAAAUGUGUAGCUUUUCUGGUACAGACCAGUUUCCUUGAUGUGGCAGUGAAAUCGUAGCAGGCUUCCAUCUCUCUGACUCAGCACAUUUUCCUCUUCAGGUAUGUGACAUGAGGGUGCCUAGAUAGAAACUCGCCUGAAAUUUAAAAACACAAAUUGGUACAGUCCCUCAUUAAUUGAGUUGUGGUCUUUAACAGUUUUAGUAACUAUGGAAGAAAGAUUGAUGUGGUAAAUGUCUUUGGUAGAACUGACCAGGGCACAAGUUGGAUGCAGGCUUUUUGUAAAAAAAACUCUUAUGUAAAUAUUGUAUGAUAAUGAUUUCAUUUCAGUUAAUAGAUUGUUUUUUUCACACAUGGGUAAGUGUGAAGGUUUUUUCCACUGAGUUUCUCAAAACUAUGUGAAUAUGUAAAGUUAAAUACAGAUGGGUCUGAAUUGGAUUGUGUGCACUGUCUUUAACAUCAGUACAGUGGUUUACAAAUGUCAUUGGUAGUUUUUCCCUGUGAAAUAUCAUAAACCAAAUUUUGGCCAGAUGUUAUGAUCCCUUCAUGAGAAAACAUUUUAAACUUAAUCCCUUCUUGUUAAGUAGCAUAGAUUUUUCAUCAAGUUGGCAACGUGAUUGUUUAAACCUGGAUGUGUGUCAAAGUGUUGUGCAAUGACAAUGAUCUCAACAUGUUUUCUUUCUUCCCCUACCUUCAUCUACCUGACCUCUGUCAUCUUUACUGUCCCCCCCCUCACUCCCCAAACCUCUCUCACAAACCACCAGACGUCUCGUUCUCCAGCUCACAGCACUGCUGCAUUGCAGGAGCCCAGAAAAGUGGGCGAACCUCCUCCAGAUGCAGCCGGAGAGAGAGAGAGAGAGAGAAUUGUGAGCAAAAUCCAAGUCUGGUGCUCAAGUUGAAGCUGUACAGCUGAUCUGUGGGAGCCUCACGUAAUGAAAUGUAAUGAAAAUGAUGAUCUUCUGCUGCAGAUGUGAUUUUUCAGCUUAGUCCAGAUAUUUCAACACGUUUGCUUGUACUGUGAGAUGCCUGUUUAGAUUUAGACUCUGUUUUAAUGGAAGUCAUAAUGUGCUUUUCUGUUUGUCCAGACACAUUUGUAGUUUAUUUUUCUAUUUUCUUCUUUUUUUUUCCUCCAGUCUGAUGUUUCGCUAUUUAGUUUUUUUUCCUUUCAACUUAUUAAUUUAUUGCCAGGAAUCCUUAGGCCUGUGUUUGCUUGAACAGAUUUACGUGAAUCAGAGUUGAUUAUUGCAGAGAGUUUUUCCCUCAUAAUCUUGAAUGUGUCUGCACAUACAGAACAAAUCUUUUUCCAACAUUUAAAAAAAAAAAAAAACACCUUUCUCUGGUAUCUAGGCAAAGUUUCUAUUUUGAAAAGUGCUGGUGUGUGCCUCCAUCCUCCGAUUCCCCUUUCAGUAGCGUCACAUGUGAUAAGCGUGUUGACUGUGAUUGUGCGUUUCCUUAGGCUUGUAUAAAUGUGCACUUUCUACACAGGGUUGAAGCGUGUACUUGUGAUGUCUCAGGUUGAAACAGACCAGGAAGUUCACUUUAUUAUUAUUUCUUUUAAAUAGUAAAUUCACCCCAGAUAACUAACAAUACACAUUUAAUUUGGAUGUCCCCCCCCCCCCCCGAUACCCGAGUCAUGUUUUCAGUAUUUUUUGCUCCCUUGUUUUGCUGUACAUCUCCCAUCAGUCUGUAACUUCUUCGUUGAUACGUCACUCUGGAAGAACUCUCAUGUCUCUCUUCACCUCAGCUCAGUUCAUUUCCUCCCAUUUCCCCUAUUUAACUUCAUUAAGUUGAGUCGAUCUCGUUUCUGUUCUCACCUUCUCUCACUCCGUCUCCCUGCAUGCUUUCCUCCCUUCUUCUCCUCCAAAACUAAACACUAUUGGUUCUAUUCUCAUUCUCCUCCUUUCCCUAAAUGUUGUUGAGUUUGUUUGUGACUGUUUGCCAGGUGCAACUAGAGUCACUCUCACUAGUAAGUAUUGUAUUGCUUCUGCAAUGCUUGGAUAGUUUAUGUUGCAGCUCACUAACAACUGAAGGUUUAUCUGCAAACACCCAACCCUCAUCCCUCACUUCCCCUUGCCUCUACAGAUCUAAUAUGACAAACUGCCAUUUUGUAAAUAUUGUGUACAUAAUAUCUUUUGAAAAAAAUCUAAUAAAGGGCAAAAUAAUGUGGUUAUGGAGUAA
Molecule: messenger RNA, 6429 nt
Organism: Platichthys flesus (European flounder)
Lineage: Eukaryota; Metazoa; Chordata; Actinopteri; Pleuronectiformes; Pleuronectidae
Gene: leng8
Product: leukocyte receptor cluster (LRC) member 8
Exons: 15
Coding region: 296-2827 (843 amino acids)
Cellular component (GO): nucleus
Source: RefSeq, a predicted model, not a curated record